Molecule: messenger RNA, 2924 nt
Organism: Meleagris gallopavo (turkey)
Lineage: Eukaryota; Metazoa; Chordata; Aves; Galliformes; Phasianidae
Source: RefSeq, a predicted model, not a curated record
UUUAGGUCUAUGUUGAUAUUCCAGGAGCCAUGGAUUUAUUCCUUAACUUACCACUGGUCAUUGGUACCAUUCCUCUACACCCAUUUGGUAGCAGGACAUCAAGUGUGAGCAGCCAGUGUAGCAUGAACAUGAAUUGGCUUGGUCUGACACUGCCUGAAAGACCAGAAGCACCUCCAAGCUAUGCAGAAGUGGUCACAGAGGAACAGAGACAGUCCAGCCUCCCACCUAUAGCUGCUUGUGAUGACUUUGAGAGAGCACUGCAAGGACCAUUAUUUGCAUACAUUCAAGAAUUCCGCUUUCUGCCUCCACCACUCUAUUCAGAAAUUGAUCCAAACCCAGAUCAGCCUACAGAUGACAGACCAUCUUGCCCUUCUCGUUGAAGGAAUCCAUAAAAAGCUGACUUGACUUGGGUUUUGAAUCAUACCUGCCAUGUUGAAGGUCAAGGCGUUAUAGUGGAGACACUUUAGAAGGAAGUGGUUUUGCUCUUGCCUGUAUGGUGAAUACAUGAAAACAACCUGUGAUUAUGCUUUGAAGCCUACAAUAACAUUGUAGGACUGCUCCACUUGCUUGAAGACCUGAGCUUACCCCCUCCCCGACCCUCCCCUUUUUCUCAUUUAAAUAUUGGCACAUACUAGGAGCAGCCUUACUAACCUACGGUCAUGUGUGUCAAAACACUCAAACCACAUAGCAAGAGAGGGAUGGCUUUCUGUUAUGAUUUUGAAGAUUUGCACAUGCUCAUUGCUUAUUUUGUGCGGUUCAGUGUCACUACAGCUUUUUCUCAUUUAUGCCGCACUGUUGUUACCCCCUUCCCCCCCCCCCCUUCGUUCGUGGUCUGCACAAGAAGGAGCAAAUGAAAGCUUUGAACAAAAAAAAAAAAAGCUACGGACUUUGACAAAUGCACUGACUCUUUCUUUUCUAAUUUAAUGUAGCCUGGACUUUACCUGCAUAUGCACAUGCUCAGAAUUGUCUAGUAGGCUGGUCAUGUAUCACCUCUUCAGCUUGGAUCCUGUUCUGGAUUUAUUUACAAACAUCAAAUGCCUUCAAGCCAAUCCUUCUUGCUGUAUGUUUUGCAGCCUACUGUAGUAGAUAAGCAACAUAAUGGGGAUAUAUUAGGGUUGGGGGAUGGAGAGAUAACAGAAGGAGACUAACAGACUUUGUCAAGAUUGUAUACCUUCUUGAUUUCUUUAAGAGUUUGUUGCCUUUCUACUAUUAUCGCAAAGCAGCAUUUUGUUACAGACUGCCUAAAAAAUCACUUAAUCUCAGGUGAACUCAUCACUUGCCAAACUGUUGAAAUGCAUUUGUUUUGUUAUGUUGCACUGUUUAGUUACUUCUUUGUUUUGUGUGUGUUUUGUUUUAGUUCUUUAUUUGAGAGGGGGAGCUGCAAUAGGGACAUACACAAAAGUUAUAAAAGCCACCCUCAUUCCCUUUUUUCUUCCUACAUUAUGAAAAAGAGAUGUUUCAAGUUGUGAAGCUUUAAAAAAUAGAAAUAAUAAAGGCACAAGUGAAAGCAGCACCAGUAAACACCAGCUGAGCCUCAAAAGAAUUCUAAAAGGAAAUAGGCAAAUGCUGUCCAGGAUUCACAGGCAGAGAGAUAUUUCAACUAGUAGAGAUGGGAAGAGAAAGUAAAUUUAUUUUUAUACAUAGUUACCUAAUCACCAAAAAUACUAUAUAUUAUGAGUCUCUAGUAGCAAGUAUAUUUCAGACUGCAGGAAAAGCUUGGACUAUGCUAAGAGCUCAGUUUGUGCACUUUGUAUUAUCUUCAGGGUUUAUGAUACUGUAAGAAUAGUAAGAGUAGAAGUAUAAUUAAAGUGGGGGAAGAAGAUCAGUGUUACCAGCCGUACAUGGGUAUUAGUUAGCUGAGAAUUGUUUCAGUAAUUGCAUUUUCUGUGGUACUCUCUCAAGAGCUUUAAAACAAAAGAGCCAAUUUCAGCAUGCGUUCAUUCAGAGUGCAAGAAAUGAUGCAGAGCACUCGCCCCUGUUUGUACUCCUCGGAAGCAAAGGAUGCACUGGAGCCGCUGUAUCUGCUAACACAAAUACCAGCACUUCCAUGCCUAGAGAUUUAUAAAAGUCAGCUUCCCUUUUUGGAACUCGUGUAGCACAGACCAUUUACAAAGGGACAUGCUUUUGAUAUUGACCACUUAAAUCGAGGACUAAUCCAUCAUGUCUCUAUUUCCUUGUGCAAUAAAAGCUCAGAUGGAAGGGGGAUAGAGGAGGCUGGUGGUCUGUGUGGUGCUUGUUCUUAAAAACCUCUGCCUUCUUUUUUAAGGCUUCAUGCGUACAACACAAUAGGCUUUUCCAUAAGUGGCCUUUACGAGAACAUGAAAGAAAAUUCAUGUUUCAAAAACGAUGACAGGGUGAUACAUAUGAGUCGCGUUUUAAGUGAUUCAGUUAAAAGUUUGGAUUUUGAGCUAGAAUACUGGACAAGAAGGAAAUUGGGUGAUAUCUUACGUUACGAGGCCAAUUUUGUGAAUGUCCCUACUCUCUACCCUCUCCAAACAGACAAAAAAAGCUAAGGGGAUCGUUGGCAUAAAAGGGCAUUUGGUGGUUUUACUUUUUUUUCCUUUUUGUUGUUGUAACAGACUAGGGAACAAUUUCUGAUACACAUAGCAUUAAAGUUCUUACCACAAUACAAUGGAGAAUUGCAUAUGAAGCAGGAUUGACCAAUACAGUAAUUGACACGGCUUCACAGCCUUUGUGAUUGGAGUGAAAAAAUUCUAUAUAAAGUAAAUUCUGUUUAAAUUCUUAGUUUUUCAAAGGCAUUAUUCUUCCACAAGUAUUGGUCAAUUCUCAGCAUUAUAAAACAUGAGGUUCACAGUUAUAGCCCAGUAUUUUAUAUAAGAUUCUGAUCUGAAUUAGGAAAAAGUAAGUAAAAUCCAAACGUUAGAGAAACAAAGUGCAAUAUUAAAUGUUUGCUUUAUAGAUUA